AUGUCUUUGUUUAUUGAAAAGAGCAUGCUAGCAUCCAGAUUUCUAUCUUGUCUAAUGGCCAUUUCGAUUUCCGUCUUGAUUGUUUCUUCAUUGUCACUUGUCCAAUUUGCUGAUAAUUCAUUCAUACCAAGUUCAGUGUAUAGGUUAAUUCUUGCUAAUCCUAAUUCUUCUCUAUACUCAACCUCAUGUGUAGAAUCUAAAACCCCUUUUUUGCCUCUUGAAACAUCAUUUGAAAAAAACGCGAAAAGCCACAAUACAACAUCAUAUCAAGCAUCCAGUUCUAUUAGCAAUUCAAGUGGAUGUGAUACUAAACAAGCUCUUCUUAGGGUGUAUAUGUAUGACUUACCCCCUGAAUUUCACUUUGGGCUAUUAGGUUGGAAAGGAAACGGAAAGGAAAUGUGGCCUAAUGUUGAUAUGCAGGGUCAAGUACCCUCAUACCCCGGUGGCUUAAAUUUACAACAUAGCAUUGAAUACUGGCUUACCCUUGAUCUUCUAUCGUCUAAUAUUACAAGACCAUGCACUGCUAUUAGAGUGCAGAAUUCAAGUGAGGCCGAUGUAAUCUUUGUCCCAUUCUUUUCGUCUUUGAGUUACAAUAGGCAUUCUAGGCCUCCUGGAAAGGGAAAGGUCAGUCUAAAUAGAAUACUACAGGAUAGAGUGGUAGAGUUUUUAAGAAGUAGACAUGAGUGGAAGAUAAGUGGUGGGGUAGAUCAUGUGAUUGUUGCUCACCAUCCCAAUAGCAUGUUGGUUGCAAGAAAAAAGUUGAGCUCUGCAAUGUUUGUGCUUGCAGAUUUUGGAAGGUAUCGAAAGAAAAUAGCAAAUAUUGAAAAGGAUGUGAUUGCUCCUUACAAACAUAUCGUCAAGACAUUAGAUGCUAACAACUCACCCUCUUUUGGGCAACGUCAUAUAUUAGUUUAUUUCCAGGGGGAAAUUUAUAGGAAAAAUGGUGGAACAAUCCGUCAAGAAUUAUACCACCUUCUCAAGGAUGAAAAAGAUGUACACUUUUCUUUUGGAAGCAUAAAAUCAAAUGGUGUUAGGGAGGCUGGACGAGGAAUGAUGUCUUCCAAAUUCUGCCUAUAUAUAGCUGGAGAUACCCCUUCAUCCAACCGCUUAUUUGAUGCUAUUUCUAGUCAUUGUAUUCCUGUAAUUAUUAGUGAUGAUAUUGAGCUACCAUUUGAAGAUAUUCUAGAUUAUUCCAAGUUUUGCAUUUUUAUUCCUUCUUCGUAUGCUGUAAGGAAGGGAUAUCUUCUAAAUUUCCUUAGAGGAAUCAAGGAGGAUCAGUGGAUCAAAAUGUGGAAAAGGUUGAAGGAGUUCACAAAACAUUUUGAGUACCAAUAUCCAUCCCAACCUAAUGAUUCAGUCGAUAUGAUUUGGCAGGUAAUUGCAAGAAAGUUGUCGUAUAUACAACUGAAGGCUCAUCGCCACAAUAGAUAUCGUACUUCAUAG
This is a messenger RNA of Solanum stenotomum, 1443 nucleotides long. RefSeq names its product probable arabinosyltransferase ARAD1. Gene Ontology annotation, molecular function: glycosyltransferase activity. Lineage: Eukaryota; Viridiplantae; Streptophyta; Magnoliopsida; Solanales; Solanaceae. The record is from RefSeq and is a predicted model, not a curated record. The transcript is spliced from 2 exons. The coding region runs from base 1 to 1443 and encodes 480 amino acids.